AUGCCAGGCAUUCCUUUCUGGAAACACCCAGACCAUAGAAUCCCCACUUUGGGGCUCUACCGUCAAAUCCUCAAGGCCGUAUCUGCAUUACCUCCACGAUACACCUCUCAGCCAGGUCCUCGACGUUCACCCAUAGCUGCAAAAGGUCAAGGACCUCCUGGAUCUGAGAAACCCUUACGUUCCGAAAAAUUUGAAAAAAGUUAUAUUUUUAGUUUAAUCAGAGAUCACUUUCGAAGUAACCGUCAUUGUACAAGCCCUCGGAUCACGAUUGGAUAUCUGAAAGAAGCAGAAGAAGUCUUGGAGAAAAUACAAAGAGCAAAGCAAGGAGAUAAGGAUGUUAGACAGGAACUUGAGGAUUUGGUUAAUGGGCGGACCGGACGGCUUAAAGAUGUCAUUGAUCAUCUAAGAGAGCUGAUAACAUUCGAACCCGGAAAAACAACACAAGUAUCUCGUUACUUUCGUCUGAAACGUGCUCAUGAUCAAGUCUGGGAUACGAGGCCACAGCCAUCCAUCACUCGGGACCCCCAUCGGUUCUAUAGGAUACCACUCCAUCCUUCACUAUUCACGUUUCCUGAAGAAUUAGAUUAUUAUCCACCAUUUAAAUACCCUAAUCAGCUCAAGAAUCAACGUGGAAAAUUCAAAAAUUCUGGAGGUGUAUUUUUGACAGAGGUCACGACCUCGGAGGGAUCAAAAUUCCCAAGAAUCCGAGGUGGAACUCAACCGACAUGGAUUAGUAUGAUGUUGAAAGCUCGAGUCGAACGGUCCAAUACCAGAGUUGAUGAAUGGAAAGAAUUGGAAGAAUGGAGUCGGAUGAUGCAAGUAGAAGAGCAAUUUAUGAGGAAACUAGGAGUGGAUGAUGUAGGAUAUGUUGAGUAUCUCAAUACAAGGCUUCAAGAACUCAAAAAACUUCAUCAACUACGUAGAUACGACACCAACGUCAGAAAUGAAUCUGACAAAUCUUUAGAUGACACAUAG
Lobosporangium transversale is the source of this 975-nucleotide messenger RNA. RefSeq lists its product as hypothetical. The record is from RefSeq and is a predicted model, not a curated record. The transcript is spliced from 3 exons. NCBI's taxonomy places the organism in Eukaryota, Fungi, Mortierellomycota, Mortierellomycetes, Mortierellales, Mortierellaceae. The coding region runs from base 1 to 975 and encodes 324 amino acids.